UGACAUCUGUGAAGAGGAAAAAACGGCAGCGUUUAAAAGCUAACGAUCUUUUUAAAAAUUCUUCUUUCUCCCUUUCCCUUUCUCUAAGCCAUUUAAAUCACAAUUGAAGCUUCGUACGUUUUCCUCGGAAUCGCUGAAUAUUUGAAGCUUUGACCCUAAGCGACACAUACGUUGGAAAUUUGCUGGAAAAGCACGUGCAUGAAAAGCAAUAUAACACUCGAGAUUGCUCGCAUAUAAAUCAUGUCGCAUCUGAGAUUUAUGAAAGAACUCAACAAUUUGACUCGAAUGGACGAAACCAUCAAGGGUCCCACCCCGCGAUGGCAGAAAAAAUGCAUGGAGACGUCGAAUUUAAGUAUCAAUCUUAGUUUGAAUUCAUCAAAGAAAAUUACAAGCAAUUCUUUCACGAGUAGUGCAACAGGAAAAACUCCGACGAAGAGAAGUGAUUGCAAAACCAAGAAAACUCCCUCUAAAAGCACAAGGAAAUCUCCAAGUCGUGUUACGCCAGCUAAAACACCUAAUGGUGGUGAUAGAUUUAUUCCUUCAAGAGCUACAACUAAUUUUGAAUUGAGCCAUUAUAAGAUUCUUCAGCAACAGAAUGAACAGAAUGGAGAUAAGGCAAACAUAAGUCCUACAAAACGAGAGAUGCAGCGUCUCAUGGGAGAAAAUCUUCAUGGAGGUGAUAUAAAUAAUAUAAGAGUUUUAUCUUAUCAGGUUAAAGCACCAGCACCACCAGAGGGAUAUCAAAAUCCUCUCAAAGUUUUGUAUAGUCAAACUAAAACACCAGCUAGUGCUAGAGCUUCCACAAGAUAUAUCCCGCAAGCUGCCGAUAGGAUAUUAGAUGCUCCAGAAAUCAUUGAUGAUUAUUAUUUAAAUUUAGUGGACUGGUCAACCUCUAAUAUUUUGGCUGUUGGGUUGGGUGCUGAUGUAUAUUUGUGGAAUGCUGGGACUGGAACCAUAGAACAAUUAUUCGAAUUGGAUGCAAAUGAUUAUGUAUGUUCCGUUGCGUGGAUUCAAGAAGGUCCGUGCCUUGCAGUAGGCACCACAGAAGGAAAUACAGAACUAUGGGACUGUAGUCAGAUGAGGAGAAUGCGCGUUAUGAACGGACACACAUCCAGAGUCGGUUCUCUCGCCUGGAACUCUCACAUAUUGACAAGUGGAUCCAGAUUAGGUAAAAUAGUGCAUCACGAUGUUAGACAACGGGAUCACUUGAUCUCGACUAUAAACGCACACGCUCAGGAAGUAUGUGGCUUAAAAUGGUCACUCGAUGGACAGUAUUUGGCUAGCGGUGGCAACGACAACAUGUUGCACAUUUGGCAGUCGAUUACCGGGCGAAAUUCUUCUCAACCUAUUUAUUCUUUUAACCAGCAUCAAGCUGCUGUAAAAGCGCUUGCUUGGUGCCCCUGGCAAAAUAACGUUCUCGCAAGUGGUGGCGGUACCGCUGACCGGACUAUUAGAUUUUGGAAUGUCAGCACAGGUGCUUGUUUAAAUGCAAUAGACACAAAAUCUCAAGUCUGUGCUCUAUUGUGGUCUGGAAAUUAUAAAGAGAUUAUCUCAGGACAUGGAUAUGCACAAAAUCAAGUAACAAUUUGGAAAUAUCCUUCGAUGACAAAAGUCACGGAUCUUAUAGGGCACACGAGUCGCGUUUUGCACUUGGCCAUGUCUCCGGAUGGAACUACGGUGCUUAGCGCCGGUGCCGAUGAAACCCUGAGAUUAUGGAAAUGCUUUCAAAUGGAUCCACAUAAAAAGAAAGAAUCUAGUGACAUAAAAUCGGUUGCGUCUAGACUGAAGCAAUCGAUUCGAUAAAAUUAACGUAUUGCAAAGCACGCGAUUAUUUUUCAGUAUUUAUUUUCAAUAAUUAAUUGUAUAUGUAUGAUUGGGGUAUGUAACGUAAAGAGAAAUAUUGACGUCGAACACAUUGUUGGAUAUAAAAACUUUGACGCAUAUCUAUUUUGUAUAAAAAUAUAUAGAUUAAUGUUAACAUUUGAUAUCAGAAAGUUCCAGCUUACAUUCGGCUACAUGUACAAUUAAUGAAAUUAGACAUAAAUGAAUAUUCUUAAAUAAAAUAUAAAGAAACUCUUAUUAACAUUGAAUUAUUGAAUCUGCAAAUUGUAUAACGCGGACAUUAUGUUUUUUACGCAGAAUAUAAUAUC
This is a messenger RNA of Camponotus floridanus (Florida carpenter ant), 2150 nucleotides long. RefSeq names its product cell division cycle protein 20 homolog (gene fzy). Gene Ontology annotation, molecular function: protein binding; anaphase-promoting complex binding; ubiquitin ligase activator activity. Gene Ontology annotation, cellular component: anaphase-promoting complex. Lineage: Eukaryota; Metazoa; Arthropoda; Insecta; Hymenoptera; Formicidae. The record is from RefSeq and is a predicted model, not a curated record. The transcript has 8 exons. Bases 241 to 1803 code for a protein of 520 amino acids. Gene Ontology annotation, biological process: anaphase-promoting complex-dependent catabolic process; positive regulation of anaphase-promoting complex-dependent catabolic process; positive regulation of ubiquitin protein ligase activity.